CCAUUCAAUUUGCAGACGACUAGCCACAGGGUGGAGGGUGACAGUGCUUGAGGCCAAGAUUCAGUUUUUAGUAAGAUGAGAGAGUUGAAUCCAUGUUGUGUCAUGCAUACCAACGAUAAGGAGUGAUAAACCGAAAACUAAUUAAUAAAAAAGUCUUUCCACGAUCGAGGGUCUCAUCUGUGGUUGUUGACGGGAGAUCGAUGAGAUUGGCUGGUAGAAAGUUGUGGAAAGUAGUGAAUUUUAUAUUGAGAAGUUGGUGAGCUGGCGAAAAGUGCUUGCAAACUUUCUCAGGCUUAUUCUCGAUUUUGGUAGCGAAUCACCAACGUGUGGAAGGACCCACCAAAUCCAGAAGUCAGGGAAAACAAGGGUAGCCAGCCUGGGGAAUGUGAGCUACCAUGCACACUCUACCGUGACCAGAGAGAAAGCCCUACCGUUAGUGGCAGACAUCAUAAUAGCAGAGAUGCUGCAUCCAACAGUUCCACCCUUUCUCGAGGGGGCAAGUGAGAUCUUGUCUGUCUCCCUGAGGUGCUGUGGAUACGCUCCAGAGUCCUCAACAAUAGUACAGUGACCGCAGGUCAUGCGGCAAAGGCCAAACCGACCGCUCACAUCAAGACACGGAACAAUGGCCCCCGUGUUGUCCCUCUUUGACUCAAUUAGUGGGUGAUUCCUCGUUGAAUGACAGCCAACCACUUGUCGUACACGCUCUAAUGUCCCUGGCACACGACUGGAUCAGCUUGCCAAACGGCUUUGUCCGUGUUUGGGACAGGUCCAGACAGAUAUUGUUGACUGUGUCCCCAUCUAAAGCCAAACACACUCCAAAUAGAAAACACAAAUUGUCCAAAAUAGUCAGACACCAUUGUGCCCGCCAAAACCGUCGAAACCUGGAUGCCCUUUAAGCGCCCUCUUUUGUUUUCCCCACCGAUAUAAGUUUCCCACCCGGGGUCAGAAGUGGUACUUUCCAAGAUCUUCGUCCUCAGACAACAUUGCUCAAAUCUCCAAGUCCUACCAACAGCGUUUUUCACAAAGUGAAUUUUGGAGUGGCCACUUAAGUUAAUUCGAACUGCAUACCAUUUUCCCCUCGAGACACUUGACCGAAGCUCCGGAAGAUAUCAAGAAUGGCCAAGAACUUGACCAGCUUCGGUGGGGGUGUUGGCUUCACUGGACCCCACCGUUCCGUCAUCGUCUGCUCGCUGUUCGCCGUGUUAACUUCGUGUCACGCCUUCGAUGCCCUGUUCCUGAACAAUCCGGCUGCCGUAGGGACGCUCUACGACCGACGGGAGAAGCGAGACGCCCCAAUGCCUAGGCUCCGAGACUUCGAAGGCGAGUUGGACUUUCUUACCUCCUUCGAACUCCAACACGGCGUGGACUUUGCUGCCAACCACACCACGCCCAAGUACAUGUUGGACCUGUACAGUUCCAUAGAGACAGGGCAAAAUCUGGUGCAUCCCUCGAUGGAAGAGAAACGGGCCAUCACUGAGUCAGACACCGUACGAGGUUUCGCUGCAACUGUCGUUGAAUCCAACAGCACAUCCAGAGCUGACUUUACCAAGGUGUGGGUCGCUAAAUUCCGGGUCACCUCCAUCUCAGAGCUGGUGGAACGAGUCCGUCUGGCCGAGCUUCGAAUCCUGCUGAACCGUUCCUGGCGCGAGUUCACCAUUCAAGUCGCUGUCCACCACUGGGCACCCACCCCCUGCCCGCACGACCCCACCCUCUUCGAAUGCCUCAAGAAGCAGUUGCUGAUCUCUGGCCUGAUCCCGUCGCACCGCCAUGACGACUACGACGGGCGAGAAGUGUUCGAUGUCACCGAGGGACUGCGACACUGGUUUACCGAGAGCCCGACCUGGCGAGGCGAGUACGAACUGGAGAUACGCACCGUGCACAGCGUCCAGAACCCCGAGGACUUGGCUGUUGAAGACUCGCAUGAGGAGUCUUCUUCGUAUUCAUCCUUGUCCUCAUCUGUAGAAGAAGAACCAACGCUGGAUCAGACUGCUUCCAGUUCCAUUGCUCUUGAGGACGUGGUGCUGGUGGUGUUCUCCCGAGCUGUGCAACCCGUCAGCAUCACCCACGACGCAGCCGGCUCUGUCAAAGUCCGCACUCCCCGGUCCCCGAGGUCACCCCGCAAAAAGAAGUACAAGAAGCCCACCUCGAGCGCCAGAGCAGAGCAGGAACGCCUCAUUCAAGAGAAACUCCUCCGUGAACUCUUUGCAAGUAAGCAUGAGACAGGACCCUGCCGUCGAGUGCCUAUGGACGUGGAUUUCUAUAACAGCGACUGGGGACGCUGGAUCGUCUACCCGAAGCGCUUCAACGCCUAUCGCUGUGCCGGGCGGUGUUCCGGACCUUUGGGUUCCAAAGACAAUCCCAGCAACCACGCCAUUAUGCAAAACAUGGUACGUGCUAGCCGGCCAGACCGGGCGCCAGAGCCUUGCUGUAUACCCACCAAGCUGUCUCCGUUGAGCAUGAUUUACCUGGAAAACGGGAACAUCAUUAUGAAACACCAUGAGGACAUGAUAGUAGAGGAGUGUGGUUGCAGAUGAACUCGGACUUUAGAAGAUCUUUUUGAACUUUUAGAUGUUCUUUCAUCUGAUAGUGAGAAAAAUGCGUUGCUAAUGAUCUGAGACUUUACCUGAUCUUGUCAAUCUUUAAUCGACGAAUGAUUUUAAGCUAUUAAAAGAACUUAAAACCAAAACUCUUCUUCACAAAAGCUUACCUCAUAAAAUGCUUUUAUCUUUUUAAGUAACAUUUGCAUGAAUUUAAAUUGACUAUGUUGUAAUAAACAUCAUUUGUGUCUAUUUACAUUUACACGAAAAAUAUCCAACCUUUUUAAAGAAUUUCCUUUCAGAAAGGUAAACCUACUCACUCCAAGAAACAGACGAGAGAAAUCUAACAACUUCACAUUUCAAAUUCUUGACUUUGGUGACCACUGUAAUAUUCUUUAUCAAAUCAAAACAUGACGUGGGGUUUAAAUCUCUAAUUGAUUCGUUCAAAUUAUUAAAAAAAGUGAAUAUAACCUGUGGACACAAUUUACCAAUCUUUUAAAACUUCUUUGGAAAAAUUCAGUGAUAGGCUAAUUAAAUUCCAGUAAGCACAAAUACCUGUAUUGGGAA
Messenger RNA from Acanthaster planci (crown-of-thorns starfish), 3104 nucleotides. RefSeq names its product nodal homolog. Gene Ontology annotation, molecular function: growth factor activity; cytokine activity. The record is from RefSeq and is a predicted model, not a curated record. Lineage: Eukaryota; Metazoa; Echinodermata; Asteroidea; Valvatida; Acanthasteridae. Gene Ontology annotation, cellular component: extracellular region.